This is a messenger RNA of Scatophagus argus, 6036 nucleotides long. RefSeq lists its product as uncharacterized. The record is from RefSeq and is a predicted model, not a curated record. The coding region runs from base 1252 to 2943 and encodes 563 amino acids. The transcript is spliced from 13 exons. Lineage: Eukaryota; Metazoa; Chordata; Actinopteri; Scatophagidae.
UAUUGUGGCUUUUAUUCCUAACUGUUUCCUCCUCAGCCUGUUUCAUUUGCUCUAAAGCCGACCCUGCUUGUAGAAGCUGCAGCUCUCGUGGAGGACGAUUAGUUUCUCUCUGCAGCUUCUUUUAUGACAGUGAAGUUUUUUGGAGGGAUGUUGGUCUCACAGUGAAGUCGCCACAUACUGACUGAACGGCUCUCAUAUUAUCAUACGUCUGCACCAAACCCUGCUAGUUCAUGUUGUGCUGUCUGACCUCAGUGUGAUGUUUCCACCCUCAGAGCUGACGGUUGUUUCAGCUUUUGUUUUUGUGUCAAAGUUUGCUGCUGAAAACAGUUUCUCACACCUCAGUGUUCUGCUUUUCUUUUUAGUCUUCACACGUCAGUCAGCAGCAGCCUGAGCACAGAGUGAACAGAGAGAGAACUAACCAAGACAAACACAGACUCUCUCAUAAUGAAUAUUUGUCCUCUUAUCCUGGUCAGUAAAGCUAAUAGACUAAAUAAAGACUAAUAAAGCCACCUUUCUUUUCAAUAACAGUCAUGAGCCUUCCAUUCAUGGAGUCUGUCAGUUUCUCGAUCUGUUGAUGAUCAGCUUGUUGUGGAGCAGCAACCACACCCUCCCAGACUGUUCAGAGGUUUACUGUUCUCCUUCACCGUAUGUCUCCCGUUUAAGAAGGAACCACAAGUUCUCUCUGCUGCUUCAUUGCACCUCAGUGUAUACCAGUACUGCUCUGCUGUGCAAUACUCUGUCAUGAUUGUACUGUUGCGCAAUAAUACUACUCAGUGGUGCAAUACUUGGACUUGUGCAAUACCACUAUGCUGCUGUGCGUACUCUGCACCUUAUUUAUGUAUUCCUUGCAACUGUAAAUAUUUCUUAGAUCGGCUUGUAUAUCUGUUUAUAUUUUUAGCUGUACAUGUUGUUGUACAUUUUAGAACCUUUAUUCUAUUUACCUGCUCUAAUCUACUGCUUCUUCCUCUGCAUCUGUUGGCCUGCUCUGAACGACAUCUCACUGUAGUGACAAGAAAGGCUUCUAUUCUAUUCUGUUCUAUUCUUUUCUGUUCUGUUCUGUUCUGUUCUGUUCUGUUCUGUUCUGUUCAAUAGGGUUUAGGUCAUCUUGAAGGCCUUUACUGGUCAGCCACACAGUGGAGUACUUUCAUGCAUGUGAUAGAGCACUGUCCUGCAUAAAAAUCAUGGUCUUCUUGACAGAUGCAGACUUUUCCCUGUGCUGCUGCUUGAAGAAAGUGUCUUCUGAAAACUGGCAUGGUACAGGGUCAGGAUGGCUGGGCAGUGACUUACACUCCUACUGAGAUCUGUGCCUUAAGAGGAUCAACAGUGGACAUGAGAUGCACCUACACAUACCCAUCCAGUAUGAAUGGCCCUAAAACCACCGUUGAGGAAACAACCUGGUUUGUUAAAAUGAACAGAAAUGAACCUUUGGAUCUGACAACAGACCCACAGUAUUCAGGUCGUGUGGAUUCUCAGUGUGGUGACAACGACUGCACUCUGAGAAUCACAGACCUGAGAGAGAGCGACUCAGCUGAGUACAAGUUCAUGUUCAAAUUAAGCCAACAUCAUGAGAGAUUUACUGGUUCACCUGGAGUCACUUUGUCUGUCACAGCACAUUUAGAUGUCCAGGUGAAGGUGAGCAGAUCAGGGGUCUCCCAGUCUUCUAACUCAGCAGAGCUGAAGUGUCACAGCAGAUGUCCUCCACCUGAACGUCUUCACUACAUCUGGUACAAGAAUGGACAGAAGAUUGAGGGACAAACAUCUCGUCUUUAUUCAGUGUCCUCUGGUCCUGCAGACAGCUUUUCCUGUGCUGUAGAAGGAUAUGAGGCCUUCCGCUCUCCUCCAGUGUUGGUACAGGGUCAGGAUGGCUGGGCAGUGACUUACACUCCUACUGAGAUCUGUGCCUUAAGAGGAUCAACAGUGGACAUGAGAUGCACCUACACAUACCCAUCCAGUAUGAAUGGCCCUAAAACCACCGUUGAGGAAGCAAGCUGGUUUGUUAAAAUGAACAGAAAUGAACCUGUGGAUGUGGAAACAGACCCACAGUAUUCAGGUCGUGUGGAUGCUCAGUGUGGUGACAGCAACUGCACUCUGAGAAUCACAGACCUGAGAGAGAGCGACUCAGCUGAGUACAAGUUCAGGUUCAAAUUAAGCCAACAUAAGAGACAUAUUGGUUCACCUGGAGUCACUUUGUCUGUCACAGCACAUUUAGAUGUCCAGGUGAAGGUGAGCAGAUCAGGGGUCUCCCAGUCUUCUAACUGGGCAGAGCUGAAGUGUCACAGCAGAUGUCCUCCACCUAAACGUCUUCACUACAUCUGGUACAAGAAUGGACAGAAGAUUGAGGGACAAACAUCUCAUCUUUAUUCAGUGUCCUCUGGUCCUGCAGACAACUUUUCCUGUGCUGUAGAAGGAUAUGAGGCCUUCCGCUCUCCUCCAGUGUCUAGAAAAGACCUCAUGGGUCCAUCCACAACGACAAGAGCGACGAAAGCUCCAGAGCUUCCCUCUGUGUCAGUGAGUUCCUCUGCUGAGACUGUGGACACAACAGGAAGUCACAACAGCACCUCACAUCUGACUGUGGCAGCAGCUGCUGGAACAAUCCCUGUGGUUCUCCUGGCUGUCAUAUCCCUCUCUGUCUACCUGUGGAUCAGAAAGAAGAGGACAUCCAAUGAAUCUUCUGAGGCUGAAGAGAGACCAGACAACAGGGAACAGGGGGAGCAGGGUGAACUUCAGUACGCCAGCAUCCACUUCUCCAACAACCGGGCAGAUCCUACUCCACUCUACUCCAACCACAGUCCAGCUGGGCUUCCCAGACACAUGGAGCAGCAGGAAGUCAGUGAGUACGCUGCUGUCAGAUUUAACAGUGGCAGUACUGCCCCGAGAACCAGAGGUCAGCAAACUGGACAGAAUCCAGCUGCUUUGUACUGCACAGUCAACAAAAGCAGAUGAUCUCAACAGGCGUCGCAUUUCUACUCUGAUGUUUCCGUGUUUCUUUCUAAAGUUUGUAUUUGAGCAAGUAACUAUUGAUUUUUUUAAAAUAUACUUCUUAGGAUGGGCUGAAAACGUGUUGUGGAGACAAACUUGAUAGCAAUCUUAAGAGAUUUUACAAAUUCAGGAAGUCAGCUUAGUUUUUUACUCUGCAUGUGUCAUAUUCUGUUAAGAAGAAGAAUCAACUUUUAUUAUCGGUGUAUAUAUAUUUUUACAUACACUGAAUUAAGUAUUUCAUGACUUCAUGACUUGUGUAACAUUUUUUUAGAAUCAGUUGAUACAUCAAAGUCCAGUAUUUAAGGUCCUUUUAUAUUAUAAAUGUUAAUAAGUUUUUCACAACUCUUCUUCCUCUCAAACCUCCUCAUGGAGCUGCCAAAACAUAUCUGAAGAAUUUGUUCGUGCAACAAGUUAUGUGAUGUGAAUUACCAAGAGAGACCAAAAACUUAAAUUUAGGGCUCACACACUUGACGUAUUGUUCGAACUUCCACCUAACUCCAGCCAGCUGGGAGCUAAUUUUAGUUGUAAGAUGUAACAUGAUCCUACUUUUAGAAUUGCAGAAUCUGUGUGCAAUGUCUCUGCCAAUCACAGUCACUGAAAGUAGAACUACAGAUCAAUAAAUACGGCAGAAUAAAAACACUGGUGACAAAGUAAAAAGGCUGUGUUGAUAACAAAGCAAGAGAAAAGUAAGACUGAGACUCCACAGUGUCUGUAAGUGAGGGAGGAAGUCUCACUGAGGACAACUGAGGAACUAUUGACGUUCUGAGAACUGAAUUUUGAGAAACUUUUUUAUCUUCUACUUACUUACUUACUUACCCAAAACAACUACUGGCCUGCUUAUGUUACUUCAGCUUUCCUGUUAGUGGUGUGAAUACUGUGAAUGAUAAUAACCACCGAUUAUAAGAUGGGGGCAACGAGAGGAUUAAAUGUGUGGCUAUCACAUGAUGUGGCACAAACGAGCACUCGGUUUUUAGGUGAGACAGCGGAUGUUGUCUUAUCUCAACAUUAAGCUUUUUAUAAAGUGUUAAAUAUUCAAGACCCAAAGUUUAUCAAGUUUUGGCAGGCAUCAACAAAACACACAUGCAAGCUUUUCAUGGGACUGAACACCUCCGUUACAAGCAUCACUAACAUUUGACUUUUAAGUUAUUUCAGCACCAAAUCACGACAAACGUUAUCUCAUGACUCGUUCCAGUUAGAGCAGGUCGAGACCAAACUCUUUAAUGUAGUGUUUACUACAGAGAAACCCACCGUUCCUCCAUGAGCAAGCAUUUGGUGACAGUGGCAAAGAAAAACUGUCCCGGGUCUGGGUGGGAAGCCAUCUGCCUUGACAAGUUGAGUUGUGAGAAGGAAACAUUGGUUUGUGGUUUCCGUCAAACUGUUCUUUUUCCUAUUUACUUGACCUUUUAACUUGUCUUUUAUGCCAUUGUAACAUGAGAAAUAUUCCCCCAAUAAAGUCUUAGCUGAUAUUCAUUAGUUUCACCACAUCUCUUUGGCCCUGUGGGGUGAAGGCAGCUUUCAGGGUCUCAACAUGCAGCAGACGUGUGAAGUAACAGUCAGACUGGCCAUCAUGAGCAUCAGGAGAAAUCCCAAAAGCAAGAGAAAUACGCCAUUGGUCCACGUUGUGUAUGCAGCAGCUCAGAGCAUCAGUCUAUCAGUCGACUUUUAUGUCGUUGAGUUUAUUAAAGCGAAGGCAUACACAGUAUUGUGUGUUUUACAGACGUUUAUUGUGUUUCGGCCUUAAUUAUUUGUGUUGGCUGCACAAGUUAUUUGACUUCCGGCCUUGUGUGUGUGAAGUGAUGCAUCAGACUGUUUGUCUCCGCUCAGCUGAGCACCACUGAUGGAGCGUGAACCGCUCCAACGCUUAAAACAAGUCUUUCUUAAAGGAUCUUUGUUGCGUUGUUAUGAUGUUCUGAUUUGCCACAAAACUGGUUUCUCACACUUCCUUCAGAAGAUUUAAGGUUUUAAGAGAUUUAAAGAGGAAGUCUACAAAAACAAAAUACCAAGUUAAGUCUCGGUUACACGUUUAACAUCUGGGCUUCACUCAUCUUGCAUGUAAAUCACUAAAAGAGGAAGGAAGUGUUGCUUUUUUAUAAAUUACCCUUUCCGAGUACUGCUUUCAUACCACACAGAAAAGUGAUCAAGCUAUGAGUUUAACAGCAGCACUGAGUGGAUUUGUCGUCCUUCUCCUCACCAUACCAGUGGUACAGGGUCAGGAUGGCUGGGCAGCGACUUACACUCCUACUGAGAUCUGUGCCUUAACAGGAUCAACAGUGGUCAUGAGAUGCACCUACACAUACCCAUCCAGGAUGAAUGGCCCUAAAACCACCGUUGAGGAAACAACCUGGUUUGUUAAAAUGAACAGAAAUGAACCUUUGGAUCUGACAACAGACCCACAGUAUUCAGGUCGUGUGGACCCUCAGUGUGGUGACAACGACUGCACUCUGAGAAUCACAGACCUGAGAGAGAGCGACUCAGCUGAGUACAAGUUCAUGUUCAAAUUAAGCCAACAUAAGAGACAUAUUGGUUCACCUGGAGUCACUUUGUCUGUCACAGCACAUUUAGAUGUCCAGGUGAAGGUGAGCAGAUCAGGGGUCUCCCAGUCUUCUAACUGGGCAGAGCUGAAGUGUCACAGCAGAUGUCCUCCACCUGAACGUCUUCACUACAUCUGGUACAAGAAUGGACAGAAGAUUGAGGGACAAACAUCUCAUCUUUAUUCAGUGUCCUCUGGUCCUGCAGACAGCUUUUCCUGUGCUGUAGAAGGAUAUGAGGCCUCCCGCUCUCCUCCAGUGUGUGAGUUUACUUCCAGUCUUCCACUAACACACCGUCUGGAGGAGCCUUUAACCUUUUGUACUGGACCUUAACUACAUGGAACUCAGUGGUGUUUGGUGGUUCAUUGAGCAGAAUUGGAGGAAAACUAAAUCACUGCCUCAUGAGAUUGUAGACACGUUGAUAAAAAUCUUGACUGUAAACUUUAAGCUGUAAAAUAACAGCUCAGACUAUAAAUUUACCAAAACAACGUUAGACUUUAGAACUUUUUUGGAUUUUUUUGGUUUCAGA